CUUUCAGAGAGAAAGGAAGGGGGCAGUGUGAGCCACGGAAGGUAGGCCACCCCUGCGGAUUGGGAGGUACUCCCAGAAGGCCGCUCUUCUGUAGUUGCCAGGCAACAAGUGUAAACAGGACAGGAUCAUGGCCACUAACUACAGUGCUAACCAGUAUGAAAAAGCUUUCUCACCCAAGUACCUGCAGAACUGGUCUCCUGCCAAGCCAACAAAAGAGAGACUCACCAGCCAUGAAGGCUACACUCAGAUUAUUGCCAACGAUCGAGGUCAUCUCCUGCCUUCAGUGCCCCGUUCCAAGGCAAGUCCUUGGGGUUCCUUCAUGGGCACCUGGCAAAUGCCCCUGAAGGUACCACCUGCUCGGGUGACCUUGACCUCCCGCACCACGGCUGCUGCUGCCUCUCUCACCAAAUGGAUAAAGAAGAACCCUGAUCUACUCAAUGCCUCUAAUGGGCUGCGUCCGGAAAUCUUAGGCAAGCCCCAUAACCCCGACUGUCAGAAGAAACAGAAGAAAUCUGUCACAAAGACUGUACAGCAAGCAGCAAAUCCGACCAUAAUUCCCAGCUCCCCGACCAUUGACGGCGAUGACGCAGAUGAAACUCAAAGCUCACACCCCUCUGCAGGUCACACACCAGGUCCCCAAACUCCCAUUAACUCUCCCAAGACCCUACCUGCAAGCCCAUGUUAGAAUACCAAGCAGGUAGGUCCUAGUCUAGCCGAGAUCCAGACAUACAAAGCUGCAAUUCUGCAGGGGAAGAGGCUGAGAUGACAUUUUAGGGACUGACUGAAAUAAGUAAGACCCCUGUAUUCAGAAACGUGGAGCAGAGAAACAGUGGGCCAGGAGUAAAGGCAAAUUUGGGCGAAUAAACAUUGUUUGUUGAAUCUUU
This is a messenger RNA of Peromyscus californicus insignis, 884 nucleotides long. RefSeq names its product cilia and flagella associated protein 126 (gene Cfap126). Gene Ontology annotation, biological process: cilium organization. The transcript has 5 exons. The record is from RefSeq and is a predicted model, not a curated record. Lineage: Eukaryota; Metazoa; Chordata; Mammalia; Rodentia; Cricetidae. The coding region runs from base 128 to 685 and encodes 185 amino acids. Gene Ontology annotation, cellular component: ciliary basal body.